Molecule: messenger RNA, 1233 nt
Organism: Budorcas taxicolor (takin)
Lineage: Eukaryota; Metazoa; Chordata; Mammalia; Artiodactyla; Bovidae
Gene: HOXD10
Product: homeobox D10
Exons: 2
Coding region: 1-1233 (410 amino acids)
Biological process (GO): regulation of transcription by RNA polymerase II
Cellular component (GO): nucleus
Molecular function (GO): DNA-binding transcription factor activity, RNA polymerase II-specific; RNA polymerase II cis-regulatory region sequence-specific DNA binding
Source: RefSeq, a predicted model, not a curated record
AUGUCGCUGUUGUCCGCGCUUACGCGGCCGGCUGGCCGGGCUCUGGAGCACGUGACCUGCGAGGAGGCUGCGGCUCAAGGCCAUUUUCAAAUCUCAUUGGCUUGGUUGUCAUGUGGUCGGCAGAGGCAUCCACAAUUACACGGGGAAUGUUUUCCUAGAGAUGUCAGCCUACAAAGGACACAAUCUCUCUUCUUCAAAUUCCUCCCCAAAAUGUCCUUUCCCAACAGCUCUCCUGCUGCUAAUACUUUUUUAGUAGAUUCCUUGAUCAGUGCCUGCAGGAGUGACAGUUUUUAUUCGAGCAGCGCCAGCAUGUACAUGCCACCACCUAGCGCAGACAUGGGGACCUAUGGAAUGCAAACCUGUGGACUGCUCCCGUCUCUGGCCAAAAGAGAAGUGAACCACCAAAAUAUGGGUAUGAAUGUGCAUCCUUAUAUACCUCAAGUAGACAGUUGGACAGACCCGAACAGAUCUUGUCGGAUAGAGCAACCUGUUACACAGCAAGUCCCCACUUGCUCCUUCACCACCAACAUUAAGGAAGAAUCCAAUUGCUGCAUGUAUUCUGAUAAGCGCAACAAACUCAUUUCUGCUGAGGUCCCUUCGUACCAGAGGCUGGUCCCUGAGUCCUGUCCCGUUGAGAACCCCGAGGUUCCUGUCCCUGGAUAUUUUAGACUGAGUCAGACCUACGCCACCGGGAAAACCCAAGAGUACAAUAACAGCCCCGAAGGCAGCUCCACAGUCAUGCUCCAGCUCAACCCUCGCGGCGCGGCCAAGCCGCAGCUCUCGGCCGCCCAGCUGCAGAUGGAAAAGAAGAUGAACGAGCCAGCGAGUGGCCAGGAGCCCACCAAAGUCUCCCAGGUGGAGAGCCCUGAAGCCAAGGGCGGCCUUCCGGAAGAGAGGAGCUGCCUGGCAGAGGUCUCCGUGUCCAGUCCCGAAGUACAGGAGAAGGAAAGCAAAGAGGAAAUCAAGUCCGAUACUCCAACCAGCAAUUGGCUCACUGCAAAGAGUGGCAGAAAGAAGAGGUGCCCUUACACUAAGCACCAAACGCUGGAAUUAGAAAAAGAGUUCUUGUUCAAUAUGUACCUCACCCGCGAGCGCCGCCUAGAGAUCAGUAAGAGCGUUAACCUCACCGACAGGCAGGUCAAGAUUUGGUUUCAAAACCGCCGAAUGAAACUCAAGAAGAUGAGCCGAGAGAACCGGAUCCGAGAACUGACCGCCAACCUCACCUUCUCUUAG